GCUAGAUAAUAUCGAGCUGCAGCAAAAGCGCCCAAAACGCAGCAGCUACUAGCUUAUUGACGCAGCGUGCGUGCUUUGAAAUCUUCCCACAUAGCCCAGGUGCCAGUGAGCGAGCAAAACUUCGAUCACCGGCCCCAGCGAGGGAGAACCCCAAAAGCAAGCGAGGAGCCGCUGUUUCACCGCAACCACCCGGUACCAACAUGCCCAUACCCUUUAUUCUCUAACAAUAUGACCUAAACAGAGCGAGUAAACGCACCCAAAGCGAGGCUGCUAUUUCACCCCAACGCUUCCAUUACCGCAACUACUUCGGUACCAAAAUGUUAUUAUCAUUCAUACCCUAAAAUAUGACAUAAAUCAGGACCAAUGGUGAACCUCAAGUGCGACGAGACCUGCAAGGGCGGCGACAACUGCACGAACUCGCGGAUCUACAUCAGCGGGUUGCCCAAGGGCUGCACCGCCGACGACAUCACGGACAUGUUCGGCGGCCUGGGGACGAUCGCCCGCGAGCGGCCCCAGGGCCGCGGCGUCUUCCCGGACAUGAUGCCCUACCGCGUCAAGUUUUAUGGGAACGACGACUGCCUCCUGCACUACGAGGACCCGCACGCGGCGCACGCGGCCCCCAGCUUUUUUGAUGGGCAAGAACUGAAGGGGUCGAAGCUCCACGUCGAGAUGGCCGAGAAGAAGCCGAACCAGGGCUUGCCCGCAGGGUAUUAUAUACCUCCGGAGGCCAAGGGCCAGUCCUACGGCAAUCAAGGGGGCGGCGGGCGCGGCCCGGGACCUCGUGGUGGCAACUACGGCCCACCGGGGGGGCACUACGGCGGCGGCGGCGGCGGCGGCUAUGCUCCGCGGCGCGACGACCGCCGGGGCGGGGGCGACUACGGCCGCCGCGACGACCGCCGCGACUACGACCGCCGCGACCGCCGCGACGACUACGGCCGCGACCGGUCGCGCCGGUCGCGCAGCCGCGACCGCGACCGCGACCGCCGGGGCUACGGCGGCGACCGCGGCCGCGACCGCCGGUCCCGCUCGCGGUCGCGCGGCCGGCGCCGCGGCGGCUACUGA
Messenger RNA from Pelagomonas calceolata, 1062 nucleotides. NCBI's taxonomy places the organism in Eukaryota, Pelagophyceae, Pelagomonadales, Pelagomonadaceae. The record is from the annotation of a GenBank genome assembly.